This is a messenger RNA of Eucalyptus grandis, 2190 nucleotides long. Its product is annotated as probable disease resistance protein At4g27220. The transcript has 3 exons. Lineage: Eukaryota; Viridiplantae; Streptophyta; Magnoliopsida; Myrtales; Myrtaceae. Bases 1 to 2190 code for a protein of 729 amino acids. The record is from RefSeq and is a predicted model, not a curated record. Gene Ontology annotation, molecular function: ADP binding.
AUGUCGACCGAUUCUGCCAUUUCAAUUGCAUGGGAUGUUUUGAAGUGCUUAGUUGCUCCCCUCAAGCGUGGAUUCAGCUACGUCAUGUCCUCCAAGAGCUACGCCGACAAUCUUCGGAAGGAAGUCGGGAAUCUGGAGUACGAGGCUGAGAGGAUCCGCCAUGCCGCGGAAGGGGCCGAAAACAAUCUACGAAGUAUCCACGGAUGGGUCCCGGAGUUUCUGGCAAGUGCUGAGAAGGCCUUGAUAGAGGCGAGAGACCUGUUGGGCAAAUUCGAAAAGGCGAGCAAGACUUGCUGCCACGGGACUCUUCCCGACCCCAAUUGUCGCUAUCAGUUCAGCAGGAAGGCCAAGCACGAGACCGACGACAUUAAGAAUCUCAUUUUGAAAAACAGUAACAGGGAGAUCUCCUUCAGCGGUCCUGCUCCUGGUAAUGUCGCUGCUCUAAUUCCAGCUGGGAGAGAAGGCAAAGAUGUCGUCCAGUCGACCACCACAGCGGCCUCCGCUUCUUCUGUCGACUUCGAAUCCAGAGAUUUGAUGAUACGGAACAUCAUGGACGCUCUUGUGGAUAACCGCUAUAGCGUGGUCGGGGUUCACGGGAUGGGCGGGGUCGGCAAGUCCACCCUUUUGGUGGAUGCCGAGAAGAGAAUAAGGGAAAAGAAGUUGUUUGAUUGGGUUGCUAAGGCCGAUGUGUCGCAAAAUCCAGAUAUCAAGAGGAUUCAAGGAGAGAUUGCGCACGAGUUGGGCCUGGACUUCAAGAAGGAGGAGUUUGUCAGCGUGCGCGCGAAGCUUCUGUGCGAGAGGUUGGAAGCUGAGGGGAAGACAAAAAAGGUCCUCAUAAUACUGGACAAUCUGUGGGAGCAGCUCGACUUGAAAUCAGUCGGCAUUCCUUGCGGACAUAACAACAAAGUUAUGGGGUGCAAGUUAUUGUUGACGUCAAGAGAUCAACGUGUUCUGCGAAGGGAAAUGCACUGUGACAAUGCCUUCGUCCUUUAUGGGCUGGAAAACGAAGAGGCAAAAAGACUGUUUGAGACGGAGGUGGGAGGCAAAGUUCAAGUUGAGUUAGAACCCUUGGUGGAGGAAGCACUCUCCAUAUGUGCAGGUUUGCCUUUUCUAAUUCUCGCAAUAGCGAAACUUUUUAUAGACACUAGUUACUCUGAGUGUAAGGAUGCUUUGAAACAAAUCUGGAACGAAGAAACCGGUGAGGUGAUAAAUAAGACGUUGCGAGUAAGUUAUGAUCGUAUAAAACGCGAGGAGGCGAAGUCAUUGUUACGACUUUGUGUUGCUUGUGGUGUCUCUAAGCCAUCUCUUGAAUACUUGGUGAGGUACGGCAUGGGUUUGAGGUUAUUUCGAGAAGCUAGCAGCAUGGAAGAAGCUAGAGAAAGGUUGGGCUCACUGAUCCAUACUCUGAAAGCCUCCUCUCUUUUGUUAGAAGAUGAAGAUGGUAAUGGUUUCAAGAUUCAUGACUUGGUUUGUGGGUUUGUUAUCUCAAUUGCUUCAAGGGACCACCCUCUUCUCAUUUUGAAAGAUAACAAUAAGUUGUUGACAGAGUUGUCAAAGGAUAAGCUCAAAAGUUGUGAGGCAAUAUGCUUUCCUUAUGUUAAAUUGGAGAAGCUUCCUGAAGAAUUAGAUUGCCCUGAAUUGCAGAUCUUUAUGUUGUUCACAAAAAAUAAUUUUCUUGAGGUCUCAGAUUCAUAUUUCAACUCUAUGAGAAAUCUCAUAGUCUUAAAUCUUAAUGGGAUACGUCUCAAUCGUUCGCCUUCGCCGUUUCAAUUCUUGGAGAACUUAUACACUCUGUGUCUCGAUCGUUCUUCGUUAGAAGAUGUGGCCGUUCUUGGCAAGCUAAAAGGUUUACAAAUUCUCAGCCUUAUGAACUCCGAAAUUCAGCGAUUGUCAAAAGAAAUUGGGCAAUUGGUAGAGCUGAGGUUAUUGGACUUGAAUCAUUGUUCAAAUCUUCAGGGAAUUGUAGAAGUUGAUGAGAGUGGCAAAUUUGAGAUGCGUAAUAUGCAUGUAUUGAAAUUGCAUUCCUUGCCACAUAUCAAGAACUUUUUCAUUGCCAAGUCGGCUCCUUUGAGUAGUACAUCAAACAACCUGGUUGGCACUCAAAUUGCAUUCUUCAAUGGACAACAGUGUUUGGGGCUUUUAACUUUCGCCAUUGUUCUCAUUGGACACAUGGCCAUGGAUAUCAGUUGA